AUGGAGGAAGAUAUCUCAAGGAGAUGCAGAGGCACCAAGGGAAAAUUCUGUCGGCAUUACUGGGAACAGACUCCUAUUGCAGCCUCUCCUGCACCUCGAGGCAGUCAACAGUGCCCCAACGACUGCUCCGGGGCGGGAGUAUGCAAUGCAGACACCGGAAGAUGUGCUUGUAUGGCCGGCUGGGACGGUGGAGACUGCUCUGUCAGAGACGAGCGCCCCUGCACAAACACAUGGCGAACCACAGGCACUGCGGUUAUGAAGGCACCAGCGUCCCUCUCAGAGCCUGGUUGGACCGCAUCCAGAUGUGGAGGUGGUGUGUGCGAUACGAAUCUUGGAGCAUGCUAUUGCAAUGGCACAAAGGGUCAUGUCCCAGCAGCGCCUGACACUCUCCCAGGCACAUUGUUCUCUCAAAGAGGCCGCCCAAUGAUUCUGGGCCAGUGCAACCCCAGCAAGGAUGAUGACGGCAAUCCCACAGACUGGGCUUUUGUAGAUCCUGAGCUCCUGUACGGCUCUCAAGGCUGGUGUGAGGCCGAUGAACCUGUACAUCACUGUGCUUGCCUGAUUGAUGGCGUGGCUGGGCCCACCUGUGACGAACCCACAGAGAUGUUCUGUCCCAAUCAGUGCAGCGGACGUGGGGAGUGCUGGUUUGGAUUCUGCAGAUGCCAUCAUGGCUGGUAUGGGCAUGAUUGUGCCCAGCUGGCAUCGGGAGCCCCAAUAACAGGCAGGCUCUUGCACGAAGCUCCCUGGCUGGAAGAUGUGACUGUGGAGCCCUCUGUGUCAGACAAACUGCCAGAGAAGGAUGCAGGGUUGCGCAUGCGCCCAUUGAUCUACAUGGUUGAACUGCCUCCAAUCUACAACUCGCGCAUGCUGCAGUACAGAAUCCACAAGGAUACCUGUACAUGGAGAGGCUUUGACAGCGGGAAUGCUUCCUUCAUAACUGACUGGACUUAUCAGAUAGAGCCGGCGUUGCAUGAAAUGCUGCUGCAGAGCCCACACAGGACGCUCGACCCUGAGGCGGCUGACUUCUUCUAUGUCCCAGUCUACACCAGCUGCUUUAUACACCCUGUCUAUGGCUGGGCAGACACUCCUUGGUUCCACAACCCUGGAAGUCCUCGAGUGAUGCAUGCAGCGACAAUGAUGUUGGAGGCAAAGAGGUGGCUCGAGACAGAACUGCCAUACUGGAAUCGGACAGGGGGCAGGGACCACAUCUGGCUCAUUUCCCACGAUGAGGGCUCCUGCUGGGCACCCUCAGAGAUCCGGUCUUCCAUCAUCCUGAGUCACUGGGGCCGAAAGGCGCUGGACCACGAGUCCUAUUCGGCCUACCCUUUUGACAACUACAGCGACAAUGCAGUGCACCCAGAGUGGCGGCCGCAUGGGUGGCGCCACAUCAUCGAGGGCCAUCCCUGUUACGACCCCGACAAGGAUCUCAUCAUCCCAGCAUUUGUGCCCCCGGCUCGCAUUGUGCCAUCGCCGCUGACAGGAGCUCGUGAGGAUCCACGGCCCUUACUGCUCUUUUUCAGAGGGGAUGUGGGGCUCAAUCGGAGGCCCCAUUACAGCAGGGGUAUUCGCCAGCGCAUCUAUGCUCUGUCAAAGGAACAGCGAUGGAGAGAGAAGUACAGAAUCUGGAUAGGCACAAAAGAGGACACCCCAGGAGGCUACUCUGAACUCCUCUCAUCUUCAAAGUUCUGCCUUGUUGUGCCAGGGGAUGGCUGGAGUCCCAGAGCAGAGGAUGCGAUGCUGCAUGGGUGUGUGCCGGUAGUGGUGAACGAUGGGGUGGAUCAAGUGUUUGAGACUCUUCUGGACUGGGAGGAGUUUGCUGUGCGAAUUCCCGAGAGAGAAAUGGAGUUUUUGCCGGAGAUAUUGCUGUCAAUCUCGCCCUCAAGGCUUCAGCAGCUGCAAAAGGGGGUGCGGCGUGUGUGGCACCGGUUCAUGUACAGGGCGCUCCCCCUUCUCCGUCGCGAGUUGCUGUCACUAGGUGCUGUAGAUGAGCAGCCUGAGCUUGGCCAAUAUGCCUCACAGAUUGAUCCACGUUUGUUGGCACAAGUUGGAGAGGAUGAUGCCUUGACUACUCUGAUGCAAUGGCUGUAUGAACGGAUGAAACAGGAAGCAAACAUUUAA
This is a messenger RNA of Coccomyxa subellipsoidea C-169, 2118 nucleotides long. Its product is annotated as exostosin-like glycosyltransferase. Bases 1 to 2118 code for a protein of 705 amino acids. The transcript has 15 exons. NCBI's taxonomy places the organism in Eukaryota, Viridiplantae, Chlorophyta, Trebouxiophyceae, Coccomyxaceae. Gene Ontology annotation, molecular function: glycosyltransferase activity. The record is from RefSeq and is a predicted model, not a curated record.